Molecule: messenger RNA, 1476 nt
Organism: Chlorella variabilis
Lineage: Eukaryota; Viridiplantae; Chlorophyta; Trebouxiophyceae; Chlorellales; Chlorellaceae
Exons: 11
Coding region: 1-1476 (491 amino acids)
Biological process (GO): SCF-dependent proteasomal ubiquitin-dependent protein catabolic process; positive regulation of protein ubiquitination
Cellular component (GO): SCF ubiquitin ligase complex
Molecular function (GO): protein binding
Source: RefSeq, a predicted model, not a curated record
AUGGCGCCGAGGGCUGUGCGGGCCAGAGGCCAGCGGGCAAGCAGCCAGGCGGUCUCCUCGUUGGUCGACUCCCUGCCACCCAGCAUCCUGGUGCAGGUCUUGACUCACCUGUCGCAGACGCACCGCGUGCACGCCGCGGAGGUGUGCCGCUCCUGGCGGGAGGCCACGCUGUCGCCCUCUCUGUGGACCAGCGUCAAGUUCAUCCUUCCGUCCGACGAUGACGAGGGCACAGCGGAGGCAUUCCUGUCCUGGCUGCUGCCGCGGGCUUCAGCAGUGGACUCGCUCACAGUCGACAUCCAGGAAGCCACGGCCCCCACCAGCGACUUUGUGGUGGGCGUGAUGUCCAACCUGACGGCGGCGAUGAUGGCGGUGCGGUCCAGCCUGCGCCACCUGACGCUGGAGACGCCCGGGUGCCUGGUGGUGGGCCAGUGGGCGGCUGCGCUGCAGGGCCUCGUCACCGCCUGCUUCAUCGGCGGCGACGUGCACGUGAAGCAGGGGCUGGGCAAGCUGGCGCGGCUGCGGGAGCUGGAGUUUGGGAGCAACAACCAGGAGCUGGAGGUGGAGGCGCCCGCCUGCCUGCCCCCCGGCAUCACCCACCUGUCCCUGGAGCACUGCUGCCUGGCAACCGUCCCCGACUGCAUCACGCGUCUGUCCAAGCUGCGCUCCCUGGACCUCUCGCAGAACACGUUUGUGGACGAUGAGGGCAUAGAGACGUCGGCGCUCUCGGCGCUGACCGGCCUUGAGUGCCUGAAGCUGGCCAACUGCCGCCUGGUGACGGGCCUGCCCAGCUCGCGGGCUCUGGGAGGCUCUGGGAGGCUGCGUGUGGCGGCAGCCCCGGCCUCUCCCGCCGGCCUGCCGGCCUGCCGCGUGCCCACGGAGCUCUCCUCGCUGCGCCGCCUGCGCAUCCUGCACAUGGGGGGCAAUCUGGAGCGGGAGGACGCGGAGGAGGAGGACGGGGAGAUGUUGGAGGCCGCGCUGCGCACGCUGCGCAACCUGAAGGUGCUGGUCAUCAGCCAGUGCAACGUGCUGCUGCCGGACGCGGUGCGCCGCAUGGGCAAGCUAGAGCGGCUGUUUGUUACCAGCACGCCCGUGGUCUCGCUGUCGUCGGGCCCCUACUGCAAGUCUCUGCGCCACCUGUGCGUGGACUGGGAUGUGGCCUUUGAGUCUGCGGCCAUGCUGGAGCACUGCGCGGUCAUGGAGAUGCUGACGCUGGCGCGGCCGCUGCGCAGCGACGUGCCAGACGGGCAGGUGGAGGAGCGGACGCAGGAGCUGACGGCGGUGCUGCUGCGCCACCCCUCCCUCAAGCAAGUCAACAUCGUAGCGGUGGAGGGGCGCGGCCUGCACUUCUCCAUCAGCACCAUGCGCUUCGUGCUGGCGCUGCAGGCGUCCCUGGCGCCCAGCCUGCGCCUGGAGCUGAUAGACUCCUGGGACUCGGACCUGGUGCGCAUCCCAAACCUUCUAGACUUCACAGAAUAG